AUGAGUUCUUCUACUAAUAAACGUGUGAAUAAACGUCCAGAUUACGGAAAAGAAAACGAAAUUUGUGACAAUACUCCAUUUGUUUGUAACAAUUCAAGUCAAGUCCAUGAUGCUAAAGUUGCCAUGCAAAGGAGGAAAUCAAUUUUGAACGAUAAGCGAAGUAGAAGCCAAACAACACCUUUACUUGACAUUUCUAAUGUGUUUUCAACAAGUGCACCAUCUUCAAGUUCACAAGAUUUUAAUUGUCAUGUGGACAUCACAACUCAAUCGCCAUUAAGUGCUAUAACAGAUAUUAGUUUCGAUAAAGAACAUGCAUCAAAGAUAGCAAGGCAUCAACGAAAACUUAUAAUUGAAGAGAAACGAAGUUCUGCGUCUACGCCAUGUCCUCUGUCAACAGAAGUUAUACAACCUAUGAGAUUAUGUAGUUCAUUUACAUCAAAGACACGUGUUAUCCGAAGUAAGCAAGUCCUUCAAUCGGUUUCAAAGAGAAUAAUUCCAGAUGACAAUGAUGUUGAAGGAAAUGAUAUGCACGUCGACAGCAAUUUAAAUUCCAAUGCGCGAGCAGAAACAAUUGGUCCAGAAGGUUAUUCAGAUUUGGGAGAUCCCACCUGUGUUUGCGAGUUCUGUGGAGCACAAAUGUGGUUUGGUGAACGAGUAAACAAGCGAAAUAAGAGUGGAAGACCAAAGUUUGGGAUGUGUUGCAUGCAAGGAAAAGUGCAAUUACCUUUACUUAAGCGUCCACCCCAACUUUUGGAAGAUCUAUUGAAGAAGAGACAUAGUAGAAGUGCGCACUUCCUUGAUAAUAUUAGGGGGUAUAACAUGAUGUAUUCUUUCACUUCUAUGGGAGGUAGAAUAAUUGCACCAACUACUCAUGGGCGUGGUCCAUAUACAUACAAGAUUGGAGGUCAAAAUCAUCACCUGAUAGGCAGUUUGUUGCCGAACGAUGGAGCACGUCCUAAAUUCUCUCAACUAUACAUAUAUGAUACUGAAGAAGAGGUUCAGAAUAGGAUGAGUGCGGCAAGUUCUAAAGACCCAAAUAAAUUUGAAGAUCGUGUCGUUGCACAAUUGAAGGAUAUGAUUGAUCAGCAUAACCCAUUGGCCAAGAGUUUUAGAAUGGCUAGAGAUCGUUUCGAAUCAAACAACGGCGAAGACUUAAAACUUAGGCUAAUUGGAAGAAGGGAUUCUGAUGGAAGGACUUAUAACCUUCCAACAACAUCCGAAGUGGCCGCGCUUAUAGUUGGAGACAUUGAUACAGCAGAUAAGAGGGAUAUGGAUAUCGAGUAG
Messenger RNA from Beta vulgaris subsp. vulgaris (sugar beet), 1284 nucleotides. RefSeq lists its product as uncharacterized. The coding region runs from base 1 to 1284 and encodes 427 amino acids. The transcript is spliced from 8 exons. Lineage: Eukaryota; Viridiplantae; Streptophyta; Magnoliopsida; Caryophyllales; Amaranthaceae. The record is from RefSeq and is a predicted model, not a curated record.